GCGCGGUCCUCACUUAAUAAAACCAUUUGUCCUUUCUGCUGUGAGCAACAAUGUGAUUCUGUUUUUAGCAACCCUUCCAAGUUACCAUCAUGACUCUGUUUUUGAUUUCUUUCCAUUUUUAAAACUUUUCAAACACACUGGAAACUGGCUCUUACCUUAUCUGUCCCUCCUCACCCUUCUGUUUCAAAUUUAUUGCUUUCACUCUGUGAUCAAACCCAGGAAGGAAAAAAAUGAAUGCUUUGAGCUCCCUCUGCAUUUUUCGAUCUGACCCAUUAGUCUUAAAUGACAUUCUGGUUAUAAAGUCUCCGAAGAAAUCGCCUUUGUUGUUAAGGAUGUCGGUGCUGAUCUUUUCGAUGGUAUGCGGUGUUUUUAUCUGUUCCGUGUGUCUAAAGCAGAUAAGCACCCAUGCUAGGACUAUGCUUAUGGAGUUGCAAAGUGAGAAGCCUUCGCGGAAUCGAUUUGGCCUAACAGAUGUUCCUUUGUUGCAUUACCCCAAUCCCGUGUCUUUCAACAGGAGUGAGUGUGCUGGGAAUCCUGUGCGGUUCUUUGCUAUUUUGUCAAAUCAGAGAUCAGGCAGUGGGUGGUUUGAGACCCUUUUGAAUAGCCAUAUUAAUGUGAGCUCCAAUGGGGAGAUUUUUUCUGUUAGAGAAAGAAGAGUAAAUGUUUCUACCAUUGUGCAGACUUUGGAUAAAGUUUACAACUUGGAUUGGUUCAGUAGUGCUUCCAAGAAUGAGUGCUCAGCUGCAAUUGGAUUGAAGUGGAUGCUUAAUCAGGGAUUAAUGGAGCACCCGAAGGAAAUAGCAGAUUAUUUUAAUCGUAGAGGUGUUUCUAUCAUAUUUCUUUUUCGAAGAAACUUAUUGCGCAGAAUGGUAUCAGUGCUUGCCAACUCCUAUGACCGAUAUGCUAAACUUUUGAAUGGAGCUCAUAAAUCUCAUGUACAUUCCACAGAAGAGGCGGAUACUCUUUCAAAGUACAAGCCUAUCAUUAAUUCUACAUCAUUACUGGUUGAUUUGAAGGAUAUGGAGAAGAGAAUGGCAAAGGCUUUAGAAUACUUCAGCAUCAAUAGGCAUAUGAUCCUGUACUAUGAAGAUUUAAUUAGAAAUCGUACUAAGCUGAAAGACGUUCAAGAUUUUUUAGGAUUGCCACAGAUGGAAUUAAGAAGCCGUCAGAUUAAGAUACACAGAGGACCAUUGUCAGAUCACAUUAAAAAUUGGGAUGAUGUGAACAAGACACUACAUGGAACUGCUUAUGAGUGUUUCCUCCAAACUGAUUAUUCAUCGUAACCUCCUCUAACUCUUGGAAAGGUGUAAAUAUCAACACUAUUUUUUCCCAGGAAACAGUUUAAAGUUUUGUUACUGGUUGGUUUCAGUGAGAAAACUGUCUCCACCUUCUCAUUUUUCCAUUCCUUUGUAAUCUUAUCUUACUUCUGAGCAUUUUUUAAUUACUUUGUACACGCCCAACUAAAUUAUGAGCAAAGAUGACCAUGAGUUUUAUUCAACAUGUAAGCUGCACUUCAAAGUUUGAGGUAAUCGAUAUGGCACAGAUCAAUGUCUUCGAAAUGAGGUAGCUUCAGAUAAAACAAACCCUUGAAAACACAUUAGGACAUUAAAUUUCGUGGUCUUGUAUUCGUUGGUGUUAAGGUGGUUUCUCUUUAAAGUCAUGGUUAAUGGAUGGAAGAUUAGAAAUGUGUGUUGGCAGGCACACCAUAAAUUUGAGCUUACUAAUGAAUAGGUUUCACUGAUCAAUGGCCCCACACAACACCAUCAACCUUACAACAACCUGUAAUAAUAGGAGACAUGUGGUGAUAAGAUUCCACAGAUUACCUCCAUCAACGGCAACUGCUUCCUGUAAAAAAAUAUUCAUUUUAUAAUUUGGCUUUUUGAAACAGCUUUUUAACAAGUCAACUAUGUUCUAAACAUGAAAGAUGUUUUCACCCAUCAUUUACAGCUUAUGAUCUUGGCCCUUUUUUAUUUUUUUUUAGUACGUCUGUGAAAUUUUAUACAGAAUGUGUAAUAUCGAGCUCCUUUUAGUAUUUUUUUUUUUAGAUAUUUUCUUCCUUGACUUAGGAAGCAAACUUAAAAAACUGACAGCGUUUUUGUAGUCUCUUGCAAAGGAAUUUCA
Vigna radiata var. radiata (mung bean) is the source of this 2121-nucleotide messenger RNA. RefSeq lists its product as uncharacterized. The transcript has 6 exons. Lineage: Eukaryota; Viridiplantae; Streptophyta; Magnoliopsida; Fabales; Fabaceae. The record is from RefSeq and is a predicted model, not a curated record. Gene Ontology annotation, molecular function: sulfotransferase activity. Bases 231 to 1283 code for a protein of 350 amino acids.